Naumovozyma castellii is the source of this 696-nucleotide messenger RNA. RefSeq names its product U4/U6-U5 snRNP complex subunit SPP381 (gene SPP381). Lineage: Eukaryota; Fungi; Ascomycota; Saccharomycetes; Saccharomycetales; Saccharomycetaceae. The record is from RefSeq and is a predicted model, not a curated record. The transcript has a single exon. Bases 1 to 696 code for a protein of 231 amino acids.
AUGGCAAUUCGACAUUUUAAGAGACGAGAAAUCCAACCGCAAGAAUCUUCAUCUUCAUCUUCAGACGGUGAUAACAAUGAUGAACCAUUAUUAGAAAAUAGUGAAGUUGAGCCGACUCUCGAUGACAACGAAAGGGAACUAAAGCAAGAUGAAAAGUUACAAGAUGAUAGUAAACCUGUUUUAGCAACUCGAGCUAAUAAUUUAGUAGCUGCUAGCGCAAGUGUUGAAGAAGAGGAAGAGGAGAGCCAAACAGAUGAUUCAAGCGCAAAUGAAAGUGAAAGUGAAAGUGAUGAUGAUAUCCAACUCUUCAGACCUGUGUUUCUUAAACGUUCCAAAGGUGAUGAUGCCACAACAGAAAAGCAAAGCAAAAAAUUGAAGACUGAUUUUAAUGAUGAUAAUACUGAAAUGAUGAGACAUGCUGCUCUCUUAGACAGAACUGAAAAAGAAAAUCAAUUGAUACAGGAAAGAUUGAAUUCUCAAAAUCAACUCUCCUCAAAUUAUAGCACAGAUCAAGAGAUCCUACGAAGGGCAAUUGAGUUAAACGAUGAUGAUUCGAUUGAUCCUGAAAAUGAAAGGAAGCUGUGGCUGGAAAGACAAGACCUAAGGAGCCAAAAGCGCAGAGAAAUCUUAGUUGCCAAACAAAGAGAACUGGAAGAAUAUGAAGCAAAGAAGUUGUCAAAUAGCAAGAAUUUAUGA